This is a messenger RNA of Didymosphaeria variabile, 690 nucleotides long. RefSeq lists its product as uncharacterized. The transcript has a single exon. Bases 1 to 690 code for a protein of 229 amino acids. Lineage: Eukaryota; Fungi; Ascomycota; Dothideomycetes; Pleosporales; Didymosphaeriaceae. The record is from RefSeq and is a predicted model, not a curated record.
AUGACACCCGCACUCAACGUCGGUGUCCUGAUUUAUGCGAGCGCCGACAUCAUGGACUUCAGUGGCCCAGUAGAAGUCUACUCCACACGCCCACCACCCGGCACCCCCCAAGUUUUCAACGUCACAACUUUCGCACACACCAACCCCGUCGGCGCCGAAGAUGGCGUGCUAGUAUACGUCCCCGGUGCCUCCUUCUCGGAAGUCGAACAACGUCUCGAUAGCUACGACAUCAUUGUAGUUCCAGGCGCCCAUCCAGAUGUUCUCGCUGAGUUCAUUGCAAGCGAGGACGGCCAAAAGACGCUAGCUCUUGUACAGAAAUUCGCCAAGUUACCGCCGAGAAAGGAGACAGGGCAUCGUAUCCUGCAGUCUGUGUGCUCGGGCUCGAUUAUCCUGGGUGCAGCGGGUGUUUUGGCAGGACGAACGGCGACUACGCAUCAUAUUUGCUACGAUAUGCUGAAGGAGUAUGCUGAUAAAGCUGCGGGAGGGGACUCUGGAAUCAACAUUGUGAAGAAGAGGUGGGUCGAUGGUGGGGAGACAGAGGCUGGUGUGCGGAUAGUGAAUGCUGGAGGGGUCAGUUCAGGGAUUGAUGCGAGUCUUUGGGUCACCGAGUUGAUUUGUGGUGAGAAACAUUACAAGUACGUGGAAGAGAUUCUGGAGUUUGAGAGGAGAGGAGAGGGUCAGGCGUGGUGA